This is a messenger RNA of Blastomyces dermatitidis ER-3, 1609 nucleotides long. RefSeq names its product VelC protein. The record is from RefSeq and is a predicted model, not a curated record. The coding region runs from base 159 to 1061 and encodes 300 amino acids. The transcript has a single exon. NCBI's taxonomy places the organism in Eukaryota, Fungi, Ascomycota, Eurotiomycetes, Onygenales, Ajellomycetaceae.
AAAUGAGCGAAAGCGGUGAAAUUUUUGACCGUCCAUGUGCCGAUAUAAAACGCCCACCAUUCUAAUAAUCAACUUGUUAUCAAUAGUGAAGCUUCACGAUACGUUCGAGAACGCUGCCUCCAAAUUCAAUUAUUCCAUCUGCACAACACGGCGCUACCAUGACUGCUUCCGUGCCAUCUGGCUUCAGGCACCUACUACACCAGCCACCACCGCCACAACCAGCAUCAGAAAUAGACUCAAACAUACGCUCGCGCCUCCGCUUAUUUGUGCGGCAAGAACCCAUUGCCGCUCGUGCCUGCGGGUUUGGAAAUAAGUCCCGAAGACCUAUUGAUCCGCUCCCGGUCAUCCAGCUUCUAAUGAUCGAUUUCUCCCCCCAUUCUGAGGAAGAUAUGAAGCAGCUCACAAACCCGCAACACGUUGUCGUCUGUCAUCUAUUUCCGGCCAGCCAACCGCAUGGAGUGAAUCCUGAACCGCAAAUCCGGUCACAAAGCAAUGCUGGGUGCUUUUUGGAACCAAGCGAGACUGGAGCCGUUAACAGUGACGGUGGUAGCAACCCGACAAAUAGACAACGGGGCAAAAUUCUGUCUGGCAGCACAUGUGCGAGUCCAUUCCUAGUCGGCGUAGAUCCCGAUCUGGCAAAUGCACCCGAACACCCACGUUCAAUGGCGAGCCGAGAGCAAAGUUCAGGUACUACUCUUAUGCGCCCGCCACGAAUUCUACCAUCUUCAGACGCUCCACAGGAUGUUCCUGCAACCUUCUUCAUAUUCUCCGAUCUCUGCGUGCGUACCGCAGGCUGGUAUCGGCUACGGUUUCGGCUAGUAGAUGUCCAAGAAACUGAGAAAUUGGGGAUCUCCCCGUGCCUUCAUGAGGUCUGGUCUCAAUCUUUUCAGGUGUUCGCGGCGAAAGAUUUUCCUGGGAUGAGACCAACCCCUUAUUUGGCAAUAAGACUAAAGGAUUUGGGAGCCAUCGGCAUUAAAAUGCGGGAAAAGGAACGGGGGUCGCGGCAGAAAAGAACGGUACAGAGUACUAGCGAGGACAAUAUCGAUCCUGUUUGUGGCUGACUGGUUUACUCGGCAAAUUGUUACUUUCGGAUCUGUAACAGCUUGAGUUUGGCCGAGAAACGUAAUUCUCGCAGAAGUACAAACAGGCGGAGAACAUAAGAGAAGAGAAGAAAAUUGGUGACUAUCAAGGAUUUUUUUUUGUUCCUCCAACUCUUCGGGUAUACUUUGUUUCCCUAGUUUUGCGCCAGCACAAAAUAUAUGAUUCUGUACAUGUACAUACAUUCGCACAUUUUUAAAAAUGCCAUGGAAAAGAUGGCGCCUCUGAACAAUGUCUAUUAUUUUAAGUUUUUUGGCAAGCUCCGGCAUUGCUUUAGUUGUCCAGGGCGGACAUCUGUCGCUUGUUUUCGACUCCGUUUGGCGCUCGUACAGUUGCCCAAAACCAUACUCGGCGCAAUGGAAUUAAAUUCCAAUGGACAAACUAUUUAGCACAUCAAAUGUAAGGAAAAAGAAAUGGGUAUGAUAAGCGCAUUUCUUUAGUCGAACUGUGCAAACUGUUUUGUAAAGAUCUCUCUCUCUUUCUCAAUGUUCAAUUCAAAAGUUUUGCCAAG